This is a messenger RNA of Glossina fuscipes, 1145 nucleotides long. RefSeq names its product calcium load-activated calcium channel. Bases 527 to 1078 code for a protein of 183 amino acids. The transcript has 5 exons. The record is from RefSeq and is a predicted model, not a curated record. Lineage: Eukaryota; Metazoa; Arthropoda; Insecta; Diptera; Glossinidae. Gene Ontology annotation, cellular component: cytoplasm; endoplasmic reticulum; endoplasmic reticulum membrane. Gene Ontology annotation, molecular function: calcium channel activity. Gene Ontology annotation, biological process: endoplasmic reticulum calcium ion homeostasis.
UAUUCUUGAUCAACGUGAAAUUGAGUUAUGUGAUGUAUGUUCAAGCAUCGCAAAAGGUCGAAUAAUGGUUUUUUGUACUAAACUUCAGCAAAACUUGUAUGUAAAUAAAUAAAUGUGUAUGGAAACAACUUUCUUAGUAAAUCCCAUCUUACGAUCAAUGCUUGUACACACAUACAUAUGUACACCUGUACGAUCGGCACCUUUUAUCGUAAAAAUACUGCAAAUGAAUUUAAAUAGAAAAUUUCAUUACACGCAGUUAAUUGCAUGAGCAGAACUCUCAAUACUACUCAAUCAACAUAUGAUUUUGUUAUGCUUCUUCAACAAUUCACUUCCUAAUAAGUACACUUACACAAACUGCACACGUUGAAAAAUCAAAAUUUCAUAUAUUUUAGGUCCAUAGUUGAGAAAAUUUUUCCCGGCGCAGCUGUUUUUCAAGGAAAUUCCUUAAUUUAAGAAAGGAGUGCGGAUUAUCUUAUAUUUGAGCAAUAUUUUAUGACAGUCUUCUGUUCUACCGUGUAAAUAAAAAAUGUGGGGUGACACAAUUUUAAUCGUAUUUAUCUCUAUUUGCACCGCAUUUUUGGGAGAAGGUCUGACUUGGCUAUUGGUAUAUCGCACUGAAAAAUAUCAAAAAUUGAAAAGUGAAGUAGAAAAGCAAAGCAAAAAAUUAGAACGACGUAAGGAAAUCCAUGGAGAAUCUUUGGAUAAAUCGCAGAAAAAAAAAAUUGAACGUGAUGAGGAGAAACUUAAAAACAAUAAUCGUGAUCUUUCUUUGGUUAAGAUGAAAUCUAUGUUUGCUACCGGCUUUGCUUUCACCGCACUUUUGAGUAUGUUUAACAGCAUUUUUGAUGGCCGCGUUGUGGCUCAGUUGCCGUUUACGCCCAUCUCUUGGAUUCAAGGGUUAAGUCAUCGCAAUUUGUCGGGCGAAGAUUAUACGGACUGUUCGUUUAUUUUCCUCUAUAUAUUGUGUACUAUGUCUAUAAGACAAAACAUACAGAAACUUUUAGGCUUUGCUCCUUCAAGGGCAGCGAGUAAACAAGGGGGCGGAUUAUUUGGACCGACGCCGGCGCAAUUUAAGUAAUCAUCAUAUAAAAUAAAUAAAAUCUUGUAUUUAAAUAUUAUUCAAUAUAUGAAAACGGUAAAUUAUU